CGUUCAUCUGCGCCCCCAGUCUAGAUCCCCUUUCAAAGUCUUUUAGGCGCGUCCGCCCCCUGGCAAGUUCAGAGUCAGGGCGGGGUUGCCCUCGAAGGAGCCUGAGAAUGAGAAGGUUAGAGGCGGGUGAGCUGGCUGAAGCGCGCAGGGUAAACUAGCGAAGACCAAUUGCCGAGGCAUCCUGAUUGACUUGUGAGUUCCCCUAACAACUGCCGCUGCCAUCAUGGCGGACUUUUCAGCUUACGAAAUGGCGGACGCUGUGCGGUUGUCCUUCAACGUGUGGCCGAGCUCAAAGCUUGAGGCGACCAAGUGCGUCGUCCCAUUCGGGGUCCUCUACACCCCGCUCAAGCCCCUUCCCCAGAUGCCGGUGCUUCCAUACGAGCCAGUCCGCUGCCGCUCCUGCCGGGCUGUUCUGAACCCGUACGCUCAGGUCGAUUUCAACGGCAAGAUCUGGAUCUGCCCGUUUUGUUAUCAACGCAACCACUUUCCUCCGCACUACGCUUCUAUCUCGGACACGAACCUUCCAGCGGAGCUCUACCAGCAGUACACCACAAUUGAGUACACCCUCCCCUCUCGGCAGACGGCGCCCCCCGUGUUUCUCUUCGUUGUGGACACUUGCUUGAUCGAGGAGGAGCUGGGCCACCUGAAAGCGUCCCUCACGCAGGGGCUGUCGCUGCUGCCAGAGAACGCCCUGGUUGGUUUGAUCACCUAUGGCACUCAGGUCCAUGUCCACGAGCUAGGGUUUGCAGAGUGUCCCAAAUCCUUUGUGUUCAGAGGCAACAAGGAUAUCGCCAGUCAGCAAAUCCUGGAGCAACUAGGUCUGGGUGCAUCUGCUCAGAAGGGUCAGGCGCCAGUCAACGCGCAGGGGCGGGACGGGCUGCCAGCUGGCGGGGGCGUCAACAGGUUUCUCUUGCCGGCGGCAGAGUGCGAGUUCCAGCUCCAAGCGGUACUGGAGGAGCUUCAGAAGGACCCCUUCCCUUCCUCCGCCGACUGCCGCCCUGCCCGCUGCACGGGCACCGCUCUCAGCGUCGCCGCAGGGCUCCUCGGGGCGUGCGUUCCAGGGACCGGAGCGCGCAUUCUCACAUUCGUCGGUGGCCCCGCGACCGAGGGGGGGGGUACGAUUGUGGCGAAGGAAUUGGCGGAGCCGGUGCGCUCGCAUAAGGAUUUGGACAAGAACGCUGCGCCGCACUACAACAAGGCGGUCAAGUUCUACGAGGGGCUCGCGAAGCAGCUCGUGACGCAGGGCCAUGUGCUGGACCUGUUUGCGUGCGCGCUCGAUCAGGUUGGGGUCGCCGAAAUGCAGGUCUGUGUCGAGAAGACUGGCGGCUUGGUCGUUCUUGCGGAGAGCUUUGAGCACCCCGUCUUCAAGCAGACGUUCCAGCGCGUUUUCGAGGAGGGGGAGCAUGCACUGGGGCUGGCCUUCAACGGGAUCUUUGAGGUAAAUACGUCCCGUGACGUUAAGAUCGCGGGCGCCAUCGGGCCGUGCGCGUCGAUGGAGGCGAAAGGCGUGCAGGUCGCUGACGUCAGCGUCGGGAUCGGGGGGACGACGGCCUGGAAGAUGUGCGGGCUCAACAACAGCACGACGCUCGCGACAUUCUACGAGAUUGUACCAGCCAUGCAGGGGGGGCCGCCCGGGGGGGCUCAGGCGGGCACGCAGGCGGCGCAGCAGUUCUUCUUGCAGUUCUUGACGCACUACCAGCACUCGAGCGGCGAGACGCGGUGUCGAGCCACGACGAUCACGCGGCGGUGGGUGGACGCUGCGGACCCGGGGGUGACCGCGGAGCUGGUGGCCGGGUUCGAUCAGGAGGCGGCAGCGGUGCUCAUGGCGCGGCUAGUGUCGUUUAAAAUGGAAAACGAGGAGGAGUUUGAUACAACGCGGUGGUUAGACAGGAUGCUCAUCCGGCUCGCUCAGCGCUUUGGGGACUACCGAAAAGACGACCCCACCUCUUUCAGCUUCUCCCCCAACUUCUCCAUCUACCCCCAGUUCAUGUUCAACCUGCGCCGGAGUCAGUUUGUGCAGGUUUUCAACAACAGCCCCGACGAAACGGCCUACUUCCGAAUGGUGCUCAACCGGGAAACAGUCGUCAACUCUCUAGUCAUGAUCCAGCCCACCCUGAUGUCGUACUCAUUCCACGGCCCCCCGGAGCCGGCGCUUCUAGACGUCGCCUCCAUCGCCGCGGACACCGUCCUCUUACUCGACGCUUACUUCUCCGUUGUGAUCUUCCACGGGUCAACAAUCGCGCAGUGGCGCAACGCGGGGUAUCACAACCAGCCAGAGCAUGCGGCUUUCGCGGCGCUCCUAAAAGUGCCUCACGAGGACGCAGAUGCGAUCAUACGGGACCGGUUCCCCGUACCACGUCUGGUGGAUUGCAACCAGCAUGGGAGCCAGGCCCGCUUUCUGCUGGCGAAGUUGAACCCAUCAGCAACGUACAACUCUGCGACUGGUCCUGCUCCGGGUGGCGACAUCAUAUUCACCGAUGAUGUCAGCCUACAAGUGUUUAUGGACCACCUGCAAAAACUUGCAGUGCAAUCAUAGAUGUCCACGCCUGCUUUCCAGUCGUCCUUAUAAGGCGGCUUUGCGUUUCUCUAACAUAGUGUUACACGGAAUAAGAUUCGGCCAAUCUUUUGUAGACCGGAUCCGGUGAAUGCUAAGGAUCAAUCUCUGCUCAACCCAUAUGGAUUCAAAGACCACUAGGUGCGUGGA
Klebsormidium nitens is the source of this 2704-nucleotide messenger RNA. The record is from the annotation of a GenBank genome assembly. NCBI's taxonomy places the organism in Eukaryota, Viridiplantae, Streptophyta, Klebsormidiophyceae, Klebsormidiales, Klebsormidiaceae.